UACUACGCUGGGGACAUCAGAAUAUAGACUACAUUACCCAUCAUGCCAUUUCCACCCCGGUUAAAAGCAAAAGGGCAAAAGUUGAGAGGUCACAGGAAACCGUGCCUCACAUGGCUGGACGGAUGUUGAAAGUGUCCUCUUUUGCCACAGCAGUGUUUGCCUCCUCUGGAUUUUAUCUGUACAACAAGCAUGUGGACCCCAAUGACAUCAGUUUUAUUAGGUUUGGAAGAGCUGCAGCUACGACUGCUGUUAUCAGUUAUGACUACAUGACAUCCCUUGAAAAUGUGGACCAUGGGACAGAGGAGUACUGGGCUCUCAAAUCAAAGGUACACCGUCGCUCUGCGGAGCGGCUCCGGGACCUGUGCUGUGCCAACCGGGGCACCUUCAUCAAGGUGGGGCAGCACCUGGGCGCCCUGGACUACCUGCUGCCCGAGGAGUACACCAGCACUCUGAAGGUGCUCCACAGCCAGGCUCCACAGAGCACCUUGGAGGAGAUCCAACAGGUCGUACGGGAGGACCUGGGCAAAGAGAUCGGACAGCUGUUCGCGAGCUUCGAAGAGACGCCCCAGGGCGCGGCGUCGCUGGCUCAGGUCCACCGGGCCGUGCUGAAAGACGGCAGGACUGUGGCCGUCAAAGUGCAGCACCCCAAAGUGGAGGCCCAGAGUUCCAAGGACAUCCUGGUCAUGGAGUUUCUGGUACAGGUCGUCCAUUGGCUCUUUCCUGACUUCGCCUUCAUGUGGUUGGUGGAGGAGGCCAAGAGGAACCUGCCUCUGGAGCUGGACUUCAUGAAUGAGGGCCGGAAUGCCGAGAAGGUGGCGGAGAUGCUGAAGCACUUUGAAUUCCUCAAGGUUCCAAAGAUCCACUGGGACCUGUCGACCAAACGCAUACUGACCAUGGAGUUUGCGGAGGGGGGGCAAGUCAAUGACAGGGAGUACAUGAACAAGCACGGCAUUGACGUCAAUGAGGUUUCCAGGAACCUGGGGAAGAUGUACAGUGAGAUGAUAUUCGUGAACGGCUUCGUGCACUGUGACCCCCACCCUGGCAAUGUGCUGGUGAAGAAGUGCCCGAAAAGCAAUAAGACCCAAAUUGUGUUACUCGAUCAUGGCCUGUAUCAGACGCUGAACCCAGACUUCCGGAUGGACUACUGCCGGCUGUGGCAGGCCCUGAUGAAGGCCGACCUGAAGGCCGUGGAGAGGUUCAGCCGCCGUCUGGGCGCCGGGGACCUGUACCCCCUCUUCGCCUGCGUGCUCACAGCCCGGUCCUGGGCCUCGGUCGCCGGAGGCAUCAGUCAGACGCCCGUCACGAAUUCAGAGGACGUGGAGAUCCGGACGAACGCCGCCCUGUACCUCCCUCAGAUCAGUGACCUCCUGAACAAGGUUCCCCGCCAGAUGCUCCUGCUGCUGAAGACCAACGACCUGCUGCGAGGCAUCGAGACCACCCUGCAGACCAGGGCCAGCGCCAGCUCCUUCAUCAACAUGUCACGCUGCUGCGUCCGAGCCGCCGCCAGGUACAAGCGCAGUAAGACCCAGUCCCGGAUGCGGAGAAUGCGGAUCAGCCUGUCGGAGGUCCUCACCCUGUGGCAGAUCAAUGCAUAUGAACUCUUUCUGUGGGUCAAGGGCUCACUACUGGCUCGCUGGGUUACUAGUCUACUGAGCUGUCUACAAUAUCCACACUGACCUCUACUUUGUUUCUGAUUUCUGUACUCCAAGUGGCGAUUAUGUAUUUAUGUACGUUUGCCUAGAUUUGCUAUGAAUCAGUGUUUCCUGGUGAUUGGUCAAGAAGUUAUGGUGUGCCUGGAUGAGGACACCAUCUCGGUUCUGAGAACAAAUUUGAGAGCAAAGUGUCCGAGGGCACUAUGACUAUUUUAAGCCUCAUAAGCAGAUACUCACAGGUAUGUUUUACUAGGCCAAUGUGCAAAUGUUAUUUCAAAAAAUUGUGCUGAAUAAUCUAAUCCCAUGUUAGGUUGGAACAUUUCUGCUCCCCAUCUUAACAUCUUAAGAGCCAGAUGGUUUGCGAAUCUGUCUUAGCAUAGCUACUCUUUGUCCCAGAACAGUAUUUAACUUGCGGUGAAUUUGCGGAGCUAAUCUUUUUAAGCAACUUUUUUAUCUCUUAUCCCCCCCCCCCCCCCUUUUUAACUGUAGAAUGCCAAAUGCCAAAAAUAUGAUUUAGCCUGUCAAACAUAUUUAGGGUCAGAAAUGAGCAUGGCUGUCCUCCAAAGAUGCCAACCUCAUGCCUAAACUUUGAGGACUUUUACCACUGAAUGUACAUACAGUCGAUCAUACAGCAACAUACUGUAUACAGGAACACUGUUUUACUUUCCAUUUGUUUACUUGCCAUAGAUUAUUGAUUUUGUUAAGCAUUUACUGUGUCUGUCCUCAUCUUCAUUUCGUCAUGUACUUGUAGGAUUUGUACCAUCCUAUUUAUCCCAUUUUAUCCUGUGGUAGAUUUAUUAAUGAACCUCAAGAUCUGUACUAUUGUAUUAGCUGCACAUUAAUGCUGUACAUUUUUCAUAAUGUGUUGUGGUUGACCAUCAAUGAGCCUCAAUAUGUGUGCCAUUUUAUGUACUGUAACUGCACAUUUGCGUGCAUUUUAUGUUGUGGUAGACCAUAAAUUAACCUCAGGAUUUGUACCACAGGAUUUGUACCUUUGUUUUUAUCUGUGCACAUUGCAUACAGUGUUCUGUGCCCUGGGUGUGCACUCCCUUCCUCUCAGUUGACAUUCCUGCUUCAGUUCUACCUGUUUGCCAUGUUAAAUAAGGCUGAUGUUAGCCAUAAGCAGGUUCUUAAUCCUCAAUAUUCAGUGGUGAUUACCUUUCACAAAAAUCUCAUGACUUUUGUUUUUUUUUCUUCUUCUUCUUUAUGUUUUCAUUAUUGUUGUAUGGUGGAAGGGUCUGCAGAUAAUCUGAAUUGAACUUUGAGGAGGUGGGUAUUAAUUAUUCUUAUCUUAAUUAUUCUUUUAGCACUGGGUAUAGUUCUAUAAAUUACCUCCCCCAUAAUAUGGUAUUGGUGUUUCUUUCAAAUAUUUGGAGAACAUGUAAAAAUGUUUCUGUUCACAAUGAGUUAAUGAUACAUAUACAGUAAAUAAAUGAUUGAACAUGAACUGAAAUUCAUGUUUUUAAGAAAAAAAUAAGCAUCAA
This is a messenger RNA of Conger conger (European conger), 3136 nucleotides long. It is a transcript of the gene adck1, whose product is annotated as aarF domain containing kinase 1. The transcript is spliced from 11 exons. Bases 111 to 1676 code for a protein of 521 amino acids. Gene Ontology annotation, cellular component: mitochondrial inner membrane. The record is from RefSeq and is a predicted model, not a curated record. Gene Ontology annotation, biological process: lipid homeostasis; mitochondrion organization. Lineage: Eukaryota; Metazoa; Chordata; Actinopteri; Anguilliformes; Congridae.